ACCCUGCGUCCGGCGGAAACGCGGACCGGAAGCCGACACAGCGGCUCAGCCAUGGGAGCUCCGGGCGGCAAGAUCAACCGGCCGCGAACGGAGCUGAAGAAGAAACUGUUCAAGCGACGGCGGGUGUUGAACCGGGAGCGGCGCCUGAAGCACCGGGUGGUCGGGGCCGUGAUCGACGAAGGGCUGACCACGCGGCACCACCUCAAGAAGCGGGCGUCCAGUGCACGUGCCAACAUUACUCUGUCUGGGAAGAAGCGCAGAAAACUCCUCCAGCAGAUCCGGCUUGCCCAGAAAGAGAAAGCAGCCAUGGAAGUGGAAGCCCCUGCAAAGCCAGCCAGGACUAGUGGCCCACAGCCUAAAUCAAAAAAGAAGACGAAGCCCCCCCAGGAUGUAGACAUGGAGGACCUUGAAGAUGGGAGCUAAGUCUUACCCCUUUCAUCACAAGGUUCUCACCUGGAGCCAGGCGGACUCAGGGCUUGUUCCAGAAGACUUUGGAGAAGACAUUGCACCUUUUCACUCUCCCCAGACUCCUCUUCCAUAAUGGCCUAGUGGCCUGCCUGGAGGGACGUGUUGAGAGGAAGAGUGGAAAAGGAGGACUAGAGAGGCGGCUCCUUAGCAGGCAACUCCAUUUGCAAUAAAGCCCGUAGUUCUCGCUGAGAUGUGUGUGGCUGAGUGCAGGGCUGGGGAUGGGCCUUGAGAAGGGCUCUGUGAGUGGGGAAAAGGCAGCUGUGACACGGGACCCACAGGGUGCGCUUGAGCAAAGGCAUCCAGGAGCCAGCCUCCGUCACAGCCCGUGAGUGUCACUCCAACUUUCCACUUCCGACCAAAGUACAGCUUGCUGUAGAGAUGGCCGAGGAGGUAAGGGUCCUGAAACCAGCCCUGCCACUGCUCUGUGUUACCGGGUGGGCUGAUCGCUUCGUCAUGUUUGUCGCUGCUUCCUUUGCUGGAUUAUAUUUUUAAUAAAGUGAAGACCAGA
Molecule: messenger RNA, 976 nt
Organism: Myotis lucifugus (little brown bat)
Lineage: Eukaryota; Metazoa; Chordata; Mammalia; Chiroptera; Vespertilionidae
Gene: CUNH11orf98
Product: chromosome unknown C11orf98 homolog
Exons: 4
Coding region: 52-423 (123 amino acids)
Source: RefSeq, a predicted model, not a curated record